This is a messenger RNA of Pyrenophora tritici-repentis Pt-1C-BFP, 4209 nucleotides long. The record is from RefSeq and is a predicted model, not a curated record. NCBI's taxonomy places the organism in Eukaryota, Fungi, Ascomycota, Dothideomycetes, Pleosporales, Pleosporaceae.
AUGCAGAACUAUGGGCAAGUACUGGGCUACCAGCGUCCAGAAAGCACAGCGAGCUUCACAGAACAACAAGCACCCCUUCCACCGAUUCCGCCGCCACCACCUGGAUACGGAGCACACCAAGGAUACCAGUCUGCUGCACCCCAAGUGCACAGCCAAUGGGCUGCGCCAACGCCGACUCACACAUCGAAUCCAUGGAACCAUUCACAGCAAAAUGUGACAGGAGGUUAUAAUCCAGGAACAUAUGGGACGAUGCCUGGGGCACAGCACCCAUCAUAUCCUCCGCAACAGGAUCAACCUCCUCCACCUCCACCGAAACCCUAUGGCUUCGCAGCGGCAGUCCAACGGGAAGCCGAGAAGCAGCAGCAAAAUUAUAUGAACACCCAGAAUUGGCCCCAGGAACAGCAACAGAAUGCAGGGUUUGGGCAUCACGCAGGGGGGUACUCUGUGCAAGGGAUACCACCCCCGCCUUCAGCUACACCGGGAGGCUCGCAAUAUAACUCUGUCCCAGGAGGGCGGCCCAGCUCCAUUUAUGGUGCAAAUCUACCAGGGUCAUACGCAUCAGGUGCGCCUCAGCAGGCCUCCAUAGCCACCACCCCGAACGAACAGCAAUCGACAUAUACACCACCUUUUCAGUCUGGACCGGAUGUACAAUCAUACGGGAUAUCAAACACGAACACAGGAUCAGGCAGCACAUGGGUCGUCCCACCGCCAAACUCUGCAUGGCAGCAGGCACAUCACGCGCCGCCACAGGGCGCUGUCGGCCAAUCUACCGAUCCGAGUUUCUACACACAGGGAUAUCAGGGCACACAAUCUAUACAUCAGUCUCACCAACCACCACCUCUUCCACCACGGCCUGUUCAGCACCCAGGAAAGCCUCAACCCCAACUCCAACAUAACCAAGCUCAGUAUGGAGCGCAAGAACAGUUCCAGUAUACUCCACAGGUGCAGUUCUCAGCACAGCAAGGGCAGCCACCAAUACCUACUGCUUACAAUCAGACUACAUACGACCAACCGAUACAGCAACCUACGCAAUAUCCUCACUCUCAAAGUCAUUGGCAGUCCCCACCGCAACCUGAUGCUACCCUUGCCCAACAAAAUGUACAGUCGUCACUCGAAUCUCAGCAGACAGCUUGGCAGACAGGAGCUUUGUCGCAGGGUUCAUUCCACGGACAGCAGCAUUCAAAUGUCUCUAACGAAGAGAUUCCAGCGCGUACUUCACUAAAUCGAACUGAUACUGCCCAGUCAAACGUCUCUGCGCCAGACUUUCCUCAUCAUUCAAUUCCACAAAGUCAGCCUGUGUCGCCAAUAUCUAAUCGCGCCAGUAUUAGUACUGCAUCUGGCUAUGAGCCUGGCUCAAGACGCAAUGACUCUAUAAGUUCCGUCGCUCUAGCUAAUCUGCAUGCUCAACGCGCAGAGAACCGAGUAUCCUCUCCUAAGCCCGCCUCGCCUAGCCUUCCUAUGCCAUCUGCACCUCGGGAUGAUAAGUCCAAGUUUAGUGUUUUAGCUGCUGGAGCUCCUUCAGACUGGGAACAUCUGGGCCAAAGUGAAGAAGUUAACGAUGAGGCCCUUUUCGGUGUCAAGGACAAGAAGGACGAAGCGGUCCAGCCGACUGGUUUUGAACUACCGGCUCAUGUUCCCUCACCUCCUCCUAUGCAUGAUUGGCCAAGUCCAGCGACAUAUUUCGUUCCGUUAGCAUCGAAUGAAUGGAAUGCAAAUCCUGUGCCGACUACUCCACAAGUUACACAAGAGGGCUGUGUCGUCGAAGAUGCGAUUGUCGCGCCCUUGAGAACAACUCCCAGGCCUACACAAGGCGGUCAACAUCCUGUUCCAGAGAGCAUCGAUCGAAACGCCACAAGAUACACUAGUCAAGAUCAUACCGCAGAUCUCAAUGCCAAAGAUGAUGUCAUUAAACAGCUACAGGCAGAAUUACAGCAGGAGAGAGAGCACUCCAAAAUUGAAAUGGAGAUAUUCAAAGCUGAUAAACAAAAGCUUGACUCUGAAACUGAGGCUUCGAGGAAGCAUACAUCAAGCGAGAUGGAUGUUUUACGUGAACAAAUUGAGACAAUGAGGAUUGCUGCGGACCAAGCUAGUGCCAACUCUGAAGCCUCGGCCAAGGAGAAUGGUCGAGACGAAACCAUCGUCGAACUGCGACGCGAAGUUGAUGCGAAAGGCGAGAAGAGACACAAUCCCCACAUUGCUGACCUCAUUCCGGAUCUUGACCCAUGGUAUGUUGGCUCGCUGGAGAGAUAUGUUGCUAUGCUUCGUGGAGAGGCAAGCGAACCACAAGUUGAGGAGAAGAUCAAGAUAUUCAAGGCUUUCAUGAAAGCUGAAUCGGAGAUACGGGGAAUUGACUACUUCGACGUCCCACCUCAAUCACCUACAAUAGACCCAGAGGCAUCACAACAGCAACAUCAGUCCACGCGCUCCCGAGGAGCUUCUAACGAUUCUACAGGAAAACCGCAUCUGAACGUACAGGUACCACAGGAUUCAGCUGACGAGGACGAGGAUGACUAUCAAUACAGUCCGGGUGGGCGACCUAUUUUGAUGCAAAGAAACACACUUACACGCGCCGAAGCCACACUUGUGCACCCCUCCGCGCCUCCUUCUGUGCAAUCAACCACGAUCUUGACCCCGACGAGCUCAGUGGACGAUGACACCAACAAGACCCCAGUCCAAUCUCAUCCGGAAGAAUGGUCGCCGCCGAAAUACAAGGCUUAUGUGCCAUCUGCAAGCACGUCAGCCUCACCUGUUGCACUGGGACAUGGACAUAGAAUGCCAAUUUCUGCUGUUCCGAGCGCAGCUUCGCCAUCUGGCCGUAGCAGCAGCAAGGGUCAAGAUGAGAUUUUCUUUGGUGCGAAUCAACCACACACGCAAAAGCCUAUCAGUAGACCUUCUAGUCGUGAGACUAGUGUUCCUGUACCUGCGCCACUGACUUUUAGCGCAAGACGCCCACUUUCCGCUGUUUAUCCUUCCAAGCUCAGUCCAAACGAGAUCUUGGAUGCGCUGCUACCCAGCAAUACCACUCGAGAUAUCCCAUGCGAACAAUUGCAGGACCUCAGAACUAAGCUUGUUAGUGUCGGUUCAAAGACAAACGACAUUGACGCAGUCACAAAGUCCUGGGAAGCCUCGGCAUCUCGCAUCCGUCGGGGAAAAGAUGACGCACGCCGCAAACGUGAGGAAGAGAACGAGGAAAACAACGAGGACUUGUUCAAUAGUAACGAGAUCUCAUAUGCAGAGAUGAACGAGCUAGAAGACGAGUUCAAGCAGAAGGAAGCAGAGUUGAAGGCACAAGAGGACAAGGACGAAUACGAGAGUUAUGUGACUUCUGUAUUUGACCCAAUGUAUUCCGAACUCCAGCAAGAGAUCCUUGCACUCAUGGACUUGUAUCGUCAAGUGGAAUACCAACUCCAGACUUCGGCGUCUGGGCUCAAGAGUCUACAAAGCGACUACGUUCCAAGCACUACGGAUUGUCUUGAACUCCUAAAAGAUUUGCAUGAGCAAGUGGAGAAGAGGCAUGAAAGUGUCGCACAGCUCAUCGCAAAUCGUGACAAGCGUCACAAGAAGACGGAAAUACAGCCUCUUUACGUUGCAGGUAACAUCAGCAAGAUGAAGAUUAUGGAGAAGCGAUACCAAGAUGCGGAGGAGCAGGCUGUGCUAAAAGCCAAGCACGAUAAAACUGCUCGUAUGAUCAAGCUCAUCGAUACCGCGGAAGAUGCCGUCGUUGAGGCAGUGAGCGCGGAUCAACAAGACACUGUCUCCAUUGUCACGCAUCUCAGGGAGAUGGCUGAUAGCACAAGUGAUGCAGCGGUCUUGUUCCGCGCGCAAGCUACCAUCAAGGCCCUGAAAGCGUCAUCGAAAGACCUUCUUUCCCUCUUCAACGCGUUGAAAGUUAAGCUCAACAAUGUCAUUAUCGAUGCUGAGGUUGCGCAGUUGAAAUAUGAGGGUAUGAAUGCAGAGCGCAUACUUAAGCUGCAGAUGGAUCGAGUCGACAAUGAAAGAAAGACGGCGGAGGAGUUUGAGAGGAAGAUGGAGGAUUUGGAAAGUGAUGAGGUGGAGAUUGGGGAGUUGAUACAGAUGAAGAUGGGGAAGGGUGGUGAGAAGAAUGGGGGUGGAGAUUCGGUGCAAGAGAAGACGGGAGGGGUUAGUGAGAAGGAGGAGAGGAUGCGUAUGGCGCUUGAGGCGGCCAAGAGGAGGAAUGGUGAUAUAUGA